GAUUUGUAGUAGUGCCCCGGGGUUUAAAUGGACUGCCUGCCUGACUGACAUUCCCAUAGUUAUCUUAGUUUGCUCUGUCUCUUGCUUCUUUUCCAUUUCUUACCUGUGAAGCCUGUUUUGGAUUUCCAACAUUUGAGGACAUCUGGAGGCUUCCACCCACAGGAUAUCUCUGCAUGUGUCUGGUUUCCACCUGAUCACCUCUCACUGCUGCUGCUGAUCUGUUUGAUUCUCUGGAUUGAGUGCUGCCUGCUGUGGCUGUGCAGCUGCUUUCCUCACACACAGGACUGAGGACUCAGCCGUUGUGAUUAUAGGACAAGAAACAAGGAGUCAUCAUGUCGCAAACGGCAGUAUCGAUCAUUUCAAAAUUCUACAGUUUUGUAGAAUUGAGGACUGAUGAACGAAUCAAAAGUUAUCCCCUCAUGCAGAGACCUAUAGGGAUGAACCUCAUCCUGUUGACCUAUGUAAUCUUCUCAAAGUACAUUGGACCUCGCCUGAUGGCAAACAGGAAGCCCUUUCAUCUCAACACAGCCAUGAUUGUCUACAACCUCAGCAUGGUUUUACUAAAUGCCUUCAUUGUCUAUGAGUUCCUGAUGGCCGGAUGGGCAACCACCUACACGUGGAAAUGUGACCUCGUUGACACCUCAACCACCCCUCAGGCUUAUCGGAUGAUUCGAGUGUGUUACAUGUUUUAUAUGUCCAAAUAUUUCGAACUCCUUGACACAGUAUUCUUUGUGCUGAGGAAGAAACAAAGCCAGAUCACAUUUCUGCACGUUUUCCAUCACUCCUUCAUGCCCUGGACGUGGUGGUGGGGCAUCACCCUGACUCCUGCUGGAGGAAUGGGCUGCUUCCAUGCCAUGGUGAAUGCAGUUGUCCACGUUAUCAUGUACUUCUACUACCUACUCUCUGCUUCAGGACCUCGCUUCCAGAAAUACCUUUGGUGGAAAAAAUACAUGACCGCCAUCCAGCUUAUACAGUUUGUCAUCGUCUCAGCUCACAUCAGCCAGUACUACUUCAUGGAAAAGUGUGACUACCAGAUUCCCAUGUAUAUCCACCUGAUUUGGAUGUAUGGCACCUUCUUCUUCCUCCUCUUCUCUAAUUUCUGGAUUCAGGCCUACAUUAAGGGAAAGCGGCUUCCUUCUGUGGAGGAAAUGCCAAAACAGAACGGCUCAGCCAGUAAACCUAUCGCUGUGUUGGCCAACGGGAAACACAUGGAGAAUGGAAAUGGGCACCACCACACCAACGGCAAUUUCGUCAUGAGCAAACUCGUCAUGGGCAAAGUAAAGGAAAUCUAACUUUGUGACUUUGGAAAUCAGGAGGAGACAUACAAGAAGUUGAUAUAGAGCUACCUUGAAAGUGUCAUCCAGCAUUCAGACCUAGUAGCAUAUUGGAUUGGCACAAUUUCAAUAUGUUACUUCUAAACUUUACAUGUUCUAUAUACAUUUAGUCUUAUGCACACUUGUUUUUGAUGGGUGUUUUGGUGAAGAUCUCUUCUUGCCACAUUGUGUUUGUUAGUUGUUGUGAAAACGAUUAACUGUGAUGAACACUGUAUGAAGAUUGGUGCUCACUUUGUCACUGAUGGUAUCUUCAACUCAGGCUUGGUCCGCACCAGCCUGACCUACUGUCUAGCGGGCAGGACUAUUGUUUAUCACACAGUUUCCACUAAAGACCAGCAAAUUUAAAUACCUGCUACAAAACAAAGCUGUUGUUGUAAAUGUCAAAUAUUCAGUUUUGUUGUUUUUAUUUAUCUUUUUGAAAUAAAUCUUUUUAGAUAAAGGUCUGUGUCAUUUGGAAAGCAGUUGGGGUGUGCACUUUUCAAAAAGACAUACCACACCUCAAUUUUAUUUUUUCAAUUUUUGGAAUUGUGGAAAAUAAAUGUUAUACUGUAUAUUACAGUAUUAAUGCAUUUAGGUAGUGACAUAUAAACUGUUUUCCAUUUUGAGUUUUGGAACCCGGCAUGGUCUGUUUCUCAGCACACUGCAGGGGCUCGCAGGAAGUUAAUACACUUCCUAUCAAAUUCAAAUCAGAAAAAAGAGCACUGUUUCUGAAUAUCCCUGCAGAAUGAAUGUUGUUUUGUAAACCUACCAGUGUUUUUACUGUUUUAUAUUACACAUGUGCACUGAUGACAGAUGAAGUCGUUUUGAAGUACUGCCAGCCUUUUAAAAUUUCAUUUGAUAUUUGGCAUAAAUACUUCAGAUUGGAUGUCAAAGUGUAUCCUUGAGCUGUUUGUUACAAUGAACCUUCAAUGUUUAGUAGAUUUACCUGUUUCUGACUUAAGCAGAAAUAAAGAUGUUUUGUAAUUA
Messenger RNA from Gymnodraco acuticeps, 2300 nucleotides. It is a transcript of the gene elovl1a, whose product is annotated as ELOVL fatty acid elongase 1a. Gene Ontology annotation, biological process: sphingolipid biosynthetic process; very long-chain fatty acid biosynthetic process; fatty acid elongation, monounsaturated fatty acid. Gene Ontology annotation, cellular component: endoplasmic reticulum membrane; endoplasmic reticulum. Gene Ontology annotation, molecular function: fatty acid elongase activity. The record is from RefSeq and is a predicted model, not a curated record. Lineage: Eukaryota; Metazoa; Chordata; Actinopteri; Perciformes; Bathydraconidae. The transcript is spliced from 8 exons. The coding region runs from base 333 to 1292 and encodes 319 amino acids.